This is a messenger RNA of Xyrichtys novacula (pearly razorfish), 1204 nucleotides long. Lineage: Eukaryota; Metazoa; Chordata; Actinopteri; Labriformes; Labridae. The record is from the annotation of a GenBank genome assembly.
GUCAUAUUUGUCCUCUAACCCGUGUGCUGUAUACCUUUUUUUUUCCAGAGCCAAUCCCAUCAUCACCUCUCUAAUCCAAUGAACACAGGCAGGAGGGCUCUUCCCCUUCCAGUUCAAUAGUAUCAGGCGACGGGCAUACAACGAUGCAAAGGUAAUUGCAUUUUUGUGGAGGCAGGACAACUCUAGCUUGUCAUUAACCACACCAAAGAUAGCUAUCAAAGGGUCAGGCUGCAGUGUUUUGCCAGGUAUUGCUGAGAGUGAUUGGAAGACUGAGGACCAGAAGCCAUGCAACGAUGGACACGACCAAAGUAUCAGCCUGUGAUAGGGGAAGAAGAUGAUGAAGAGGGAGAGGAUGAAGAUGCAGGAGAAUCUGAUGAGACAGACUCAGAGGCAGAGAGAGAGCAGGAAAGUCGUCGUCCUCUGUGGGCCAGGACUAAUUUGUAUGUUUUAAUUAGUUUCAGGCUAAUGUAUUAAAUUUUAUUAUCAUGUUAGAUUAUUGUUGUAUUUGUACUAUGUUUAAAUGCUGUUAAAUAUAUGCAAGUUACCUUUUAAAGUUGGUCAAUAGAGAGUCAUAUCACAUCCAUGACACUGAAAUUACUGCAUUAAUCCAAAUUGAUGUGGAAAAAUUAAAUGUUACUCCUUAUAUUAAAUUUUAAAUUAAUUUAUUUGUGUUUUUUUUUUUCCCAUCCAUAACAGAUUCACACCUGUGCUACCUGGGCUUCCUGCCUAUCAAGAUGACCCUAAAAUCCGUGAAUACUGGAGUCCAAUCCAGUACUUUUCACAAUACAUCAAUGACAAAAUGACAAGGGAUAGGUUCCACAAACUGAGAAGCUCACUCAAGAUUGUCAAUGACCUGGAUGUAACCGAAGAGGCAAAGGAGUCAGACAUUCUUUGGAGAGUCAGACCAUUGCUUGACCGUGUGAGGCAAGGUUGUCUCAGCCUUCCAAGGUGUGACAAGGUGUGCAUUGAUGAGCAAAUCAUCCCGUUCACAGGCCGCUGCCCAGUCAGGCAAUAUGUGCCAGGAAAGCCAAACCCUACUGGACUAAAGGUUUUUGUGCUUGCCUCGCCAAAUGGUCUGGUCCUGGAUUUCGAGGUCUAUCAGGGCAAGAACACAUUCAGGGGCCAAAGACUGGGAGUUGGAGCUGCAGCGGUCUUGCGAAUGGUCGAGUCAGUUCCUACUGGAACUUAUGUGUUCUUUGAUUGA